AUGGCUGAAGCAGCUGGCGGAAUCGACCGUAAGGCCGAUGAACGGAUGGAAUUCUCAACCUCGAAAGAGGUUACUGUUCACCCCACCUUCGAGUCUAUGUCAUUGAAGGAGAACCUGCUCCGUGGCAUCUACGCUUAUGGAUACGAAUCUCCCUCCGCUGUGCAGUCCAGAGCCAUUGUCCAGGUGUGCAAGGGACGCGACACGAUCGCGCAAGCCCAGUCAGGAACUGGCAAGACCGCUACGUUCUCGAUCAGCAUGCUCCAGGUUAUUGACACGGCCGUGCGUGAGACACAAGCUCUUGUCCUGUCCCCGACGCGUGAGCUGGCCACGCAGAUCCAGUCCGUGGUCAUGGCACUGGGUGACUAUAUGAACGUCCAGUGCCAUGCCUGCAUUGGAGGGACCAAUGUUGGAGAGGAUAUCCGCAAACUCGAUUACGGACAGCACAUUGUAUCAGGCACGCCAGGCCGCGUGGCCGACAUGAUCAGAAGGCGCCAUCUGCGAACAAGACAUAUAAAAAUGCUGGUUUUAGACGAGGCCGACGAACUGUUAAAUAAGGGUUUCCGGGAGCAGAUUUACGACGUUUACCGCUACCUGCCACCUGCCACCCAGGUCGUGGUCGUGAGCGCUACGCUGCCUUACGAUGUUCUCGACAUGACAACGAAGUUUAUGACAGACCCCGUCCGUAUCCUGGUCAAGCGUGACGAGUUGACCCUUGAGGGUUUGAAGCAGUACUUCAUUGCUGUGGAGAAGGAGGACUGGAAAUUUGACACCCUUUGCGACCUUUAUGACACUCUUACGAUCACCCAAGCAGUUAUUUUCUGCAACACACGACGCAAGGUCGACUGGCUCACAGACAAGAUGCGUGAGGCCAACUUCACCGUCAGCAGCAUGCACGGAGACAUGCUUCAGAAGGAGCGCGACAGCAUUAUGCAGGACUUCCGUCAGGGUAACAGCCGUGUCCUGAUUUCCACAGAUGUUUGGGCCCGAGGUAUCGACGUGCAGCAAGUCAGUCUGGUUAUCAACUACGACCUUCCUAGCAACCGUGAGAACUAUAUUCACCGUAUUGGACGUAGCGGCCGAUUUGGACGCAAAGGUGUGGCUAUCAACUUCGUUACUACCGAAGAUGUGCGUAUUCUUCGCGACAUUGAGUUGUACUACUCUACCCAGAUCGAUGAAAUGCCCAUGAACGUUGCCGACUUGAUUGCGUAA
This is a messenger RNA of Clonostachys rhizophaga, 1209 nucleotides long. NCBI's taxonomy places the organism in Eukaryota, Fungi, Ascomycota, Sordariomycetes, Hypocreales, Bionectriaceae. The record is from the annotation of a GenBank genome assembly.